Molecule: messenger RNA, 1602 nt
Organism: Schistocerca nitens (vagrant locust)
Lineage: Eukaryota; Metazoa; Arthropoda; Insecta; Orthoptera; Acrididae
Product: sodium-coupled monocarboxylate transporter 1-like
Exons: 12
Biological process (GO): sodium ion transport; transmembrane transport
Cellular component (GO): membrane
Molecular function (GO): symporter activity
Source: RefSeq, a predicted model, not a curated record
AUGGAAGUGAUUUCGGAACCCACAGCGACGGCCGGCCGCCUCUUGUUUGGUAUCGCCGCCUACGUCGUCUUCAGCGCCAUGCUGCUCGGCUGCGUGGCCAUCGGCGUCUACUUUGGAUUCUUCAAGGUCGCCGUAAACGCCGAGCAGUACCUGCUAGGCGGACGCCGCAUGGCUAUGUUUCCCGUAGCUGUUUCUCUGGUAGCCAGCUCUAUCUCGGGCAUCACGCUUCUCGGCACGCCUACGGAACUCUAUCUUCGAGGCACGCAGUACGUCUUCAUAAACGUGUAGUUCUUCACGGCGUCUCUCUUCAUAGGCUUCACAUACCUUCCUGUGUUCCACGGCCUUCGAAUGACCUCCAACUACGAGUACCUGGAGAUGAGGUUUGGGAAGAGUGCCCGGCUGCUAGGCUCGUCCCUGUUUAUAGUUGGCAUUAUAUCGUGGAUUCCAAUUGUUAUGUACGUGCCUGCUCUCGCCUUUAAUCAAGUGACUGGCAUCAACGUGCACAUUGUGACUCCGAUUGUCUGCGCCGUGUGCAUAUUCUACACCUGCGUGGGCGGCCUUAAGGCGGUCGUGUGGACGGACGUCAUCCAGAGCGUACUAAUGUUCAUGGCAGUCAUUCUGGUGAUCGUCAAGGGCACAAUCGACGUCGGAGGACUGGGCACGGUCUGGCAGCGGAACGUGGACAGCGGCAGGAUAGAGCUACCUGACCUCGGGUUCGAACUCACGGCCCGCCACAGCUGGUUCGGCUUCCUCGUGGGCAAUUUCUUCGGCUGGUUGCCGAUCGGCGUCUCCCAGAUGACGCUGCAGAGGUUCGCCUCAGUCGAGAGCCUGCCCAAGGCGCGAAUGACAAUGUGGGUGUUCAUUACUGGUGCAAUGUUCCUCAUUAUGAUGAGCUGCUAUAUUGGUUUGCUCACUUAUGCAGUGUUCCAUGACUGCGAUCCUCUCAUUACUAAGAUAAACGAUAGCGAUAGUAAUCAACUGGUCCCGCUGUUGGUGAUGCAAGCCCUACAGGACUUACGUGGUCUGCCGGGAAUCUUUGUUGCGGGUAUCUUCAGCGCCGCCCUCAGAAUUCCAGCUGAUCUUUCGAUUGUUUCGACCGCUGCACAGGGUGCGAUCCUCGGAGGGCUAGCAGGCUGGAUCUUCAUGGGCUGGGUGGUGCUUGGCUCACAGGCGGUCAUGGCCGCCGGACUCAUCACCAUCCCCAGCAAGCCGGUGUCCAUCGCGGGCUGCAGCGCCGACCUCCUGCGCCACCUCAACACCACGGCCAUCACCGCAGCCGCCAACAGCACCAUCACGGCGGAUGCUGCAAGCUCUGUUCUGCCCAUCUACCGAGUGUCGUACCUGUGGUACACAAUGAUGGGCCUCGUGGUGACGCUGGUGACUGCACUGGCCAUCAGCCUGGUCACAGGGAAAAGGGACCUCGCCUCCGUGGACAGGAGUCUGGUGACGCCUCUGAUGCGGUGGGUGCUGCCCAAGGGCCGGAGGGCGACCGCCACCAGGGUGGACCGCGUCCGUAGCAGCAUCUCCACGUACGAAGGCUACAAGGCUGUCAAGAUGCAAGUUAUAUUCACAAACGAACAAAAGGAGAAGGAGAAAUCUUGA